Lipotes vexillifer (Yangtze River dolphin) is the source of this 276-nucleotide messenger RNA. The record is from RefSeq and is a predicted model, not a curated record. NCBI's taxonomy places the organism in Eukaryota, Metazoa, Chordata, Mammalia, Artiodactyla, Lipotidae.
AUGACGAUAAUCGUGAGUGCUGGUAAAACGAGAAGUCAGGACAGACCUGUAGGGUUAAAACCUGGAGGGAUGAGGUCAGCCGAAGAUGGCCAUGCCUGGGAGAGCUACGCAGAAGGUGGUUUGAAUUGUGGUCGCUGUACUGUAACAUGGUAUAUCCCACGGCUGAUCUUGGUUUUUGGUGAUCUGCUUCCUCUUUUCUUGGUUAUACCUUUGAAGGGUGGCUUUGUGGCCAGAUAUAACUCAUCCCUGUUCCCAGAGAAAGACGUAGUAGCUUAA